Messenger RNA from Paramuricea clavata, 837 nucleotides. Lineage: Eukaryota; Metazoa; Cnidaria; Anthozoa; Malacalcyonacea; Plexauridae. The record is from the annotation of a GenBank genome assembly.
CUGAGUUAUGUAAAGUCCGUGCAGAUUAUAAACGCGAAACCGAUGAAAAAUUGAAUGCCAAAUAUAGUGAAUUGUCGCUCGAACAUGAAUCUACUAAAUUUGUUCUUGAAUCUAGACUAAAAGAAGCUGAGUUUAAACUAAAAGAAACUAAAUCUGAAGUUGGUAAUCUAAAAGAAAAUAUCCAGAGUUUAAAAUAUUACAAUAAUUUUUUAUUGGAUAUUUUACAGUCGAAUGAAUCCAUUUGGUCUAAACCGAAAAGAACGUGCCCAAGCAAAUCAGUCCUCGAUCGAGCUGAAUUGUCUAUUCUAAACACAUUUGGACCUCUCGAGGCUGACGAAACUAACGUAGUAGAGAGGGCAACAUGUAAUGAAGUCGAUGCUACAUGUAGUUCAACAAAUCGAGACGAAUCAGUUGUCAUUGAAAAUGAAACGACAAAUUUUGCGGUUGAUGAAGUCACUCGAGGCGAAACAGAGCCGCAAGCUAAUGUUAGUCCCAGUGGAGAAAUUCAGGUCAACAAUCAAAGUAUAAACCCGGCAAACCCGGCACAAGGCCACACUCUGGAGGCAAAUUCGAAUUCGAAGUCGAUUAAGGAUGGGGGAUGUUUAACAUCGAAUGUUUACGAAGACCAGGUAACCGAUUAUCGAAACUCCCAAAAGCGAAAGUUUAAAGCAAGUAAGAAAACACUGCUUGUCGGAGACUCUAUGACUAAACACAUCUGUAAUCAAAAGAUUGGUAGAGCGUGUCGAGGAUCGUCUAAAUGUUACACAUAUAGCGGAGCUACCGUAAGUACUCUAGAAACUAAGCUAGACUCCAUAAUGGCUAAUGAGUCGUUUUCAA